Molecule: messenger RNA, 1287 nt
Organism: Colletotrichum acutatum
Lineage: Eukaryota; Fungi; Ascomycota; Sordariomycetes; Glomerellales; Glomerellaceae
Exons: 6
Coding region: 1-1287 (428 amino acids)
Source: RefSeq, a predicted model, not a curated record
AUGCUGGCGGCCAUGGGCACAACCCUCGCGGCCUUCUCUUCAACGGCCCAAGCCGCGACUUCAGCUGCGGAAGCGUUGGCCAUGGCUCAGAAACUAUACCCGGAAUGCGCACUCGUCUGUCUCACCAAGCUUGUCCCGACGUCGGGUUGCCAGCUCACGGACACUGCGUGUCUUUGCACCAACGAGGAGCUCAAUGCCAAUCUCUCCGUCUGCGUGUUGCAGGGAUGCAACUACGAGGAUGCCCUCAAAACUAAGAAUGGCUCGGCGACUAUGUGCGGGCUUCCUGUCCGAGAUGACACGAUGAAGCCUCCUCUCGUUGCCGGUGUAGGAUUCGGUAUAGCUCUCAUCGUUUACAUACUCCGUAUGUGUUCUGCUCUGCCUGGAUGCAACAGAGAACUCAGCUGGGAUGACUGGACCAUCACCGCUUGCGUUCUUCUCACGAUCCCGCCGACCGUCUUUGCUUUCACACUUUCUGCAAACGGGCUAGGAAAAGACAUCUGGACUCUGCCGCUCAAGAACGUUGAGAAUGUAUUGUUUUUCUAUUUCCUUGGCGAGCUCUUCUACUUCCUCGCACAGGCAAUGAAUAAGGUCUCCAUCCUCCUCUUCCUCCACCGCAUCUUCCAGCACAACAGCCUCGGCAAGGCCAUCUGGGUCACAAUCGGCCUCACCCUGGCCUACGCCGCCGCCUUCUUCUUCGCCACGCUCUUCCAGUGCUGGCCCAUCAACCACGCCUGGUUACAGCUCGAGUCGGACCACCUGGGCCGCUGCAACAACAUCCAUCUACAGGGGUGGUUGAGCGCGGCCUUCAACAUCGUGCUGGAUAUCGUCAUCCUGGCACUCCCCUUGCACCAGCUUUACCAGCUGCAGAUGCCUCUAAAGAAGAAGCUCAUGGUCAUGGUCGUAUUCUCCAUGGGAAUCUUCGUCACCCUCGCCAGCGUAAUCCGCCUCCGCACCCUCGUCGUCUUUGCAAACUCGACAAACAUCACGUAUGACUAUGUCGACGCGGCCUAUUGGAGCACAAUCGAGCUCUACGCAGGCAUCAUCACGGCCUCCCUUCCCGCCGUCUACAAGUUCCUCUCCAGCGCCCUGUCCCAGAACGCCGCCUGGUCGGCCGUCAAGUCCAAGCUGUCUGGCGCGUCGUCGAGCUCGGGGGGUACUGGCAACUCGCACUCGGCGGUGGCGACUGGGUCCAGUGGUUUGAAUCGACGGCUUACGCCAAAGAGGUCCGAGGCUGAGUUUGUGCUUUUGACGGAUGUGGAGAGUGGGAAGAGUCAGAGGUGGGACUAG